Entamoeba invadens IP1 is the source of this 636-nucleotide messenger RNA. Its product is annotated as maf protein, putative. Gene Ontology annotation, molecular function: nucleoside triphosphate diphosphatase activity. The record is from RefSeq and is a predicted model, not a curated record. Bases 1 to 636 code for a protein of 211 amino acids. The transcript has 2 exons. Lineage: Eukaryota; Evosea; Mastigamoebida; Endamoebidae.
AUGGUGUUUGAAUACCUCGACAUAAUCAACAAGAAGAAAAUUAUACUCGCCUCAAGCUCGCCACGAAGGAAAAUGAUAUUUGAGCAACUUGGUUUGAAGUUUGAAGUUGUCGUAAGUGGCUUUAUAGAAAAUUUAGACAAGUCACUUUUCAAGACAGAGGUUGAUUACGUGACUGCAAAUUCAAAAGGGAAAUGCUUUGACGUUGUCAAGAAGAUUCCUGAUGCGGAUCUUAUAGUUGGGUGUGACACCGUUGUUCUUUUUGACAAUAAAAUAGUCGAGAAACCAAAGGAUGAAGCUGAUGCGUAUCGCAUAUUAAACAUGUUGAGUGGAAAAGUCCACAAGGUUGUAUCCGUUGUGACAUUGGUAUGUCCACAAAUCAAAGUAGAUGGAGAACCACUCACUGAAAUAUUCCACAAUAUUUCGAGUGUCGAGUUCGAACCAUUGAGUCAAGCGUUCAUUAAAACUUAUAUUGAAAAGGGACUUUGUUAUGGGAAGGCAGGAGCUUAUGGUAUUCAAGACAUAGGAGGAUGUUUUGUUAAAAGAAUCGACGGGUGCUAUGCAAAUAUCGUCGGGUUCCCUACACCAGCUUUCUGUGAACACCUCGAUGACAUCGUCAAAAAGUAUUGGAUUUCUUAA